GCAGCCGGAAGGGGCGGAGCCGAAGCGGUGGCGGCUGAGAAGGCUGCGGGGCGGCGGCGGCGGCGGUGGCUCCUCUGGUGGCCGCAGUCUGGGUCCUGGCUUCGGCCCCAGCCCCACCAUGGUGACGCUUGCUGAACUGUUGGUGCUUCUGGCCGCUCUUCUGGCCACGGCCUCGGGCUACUUUGUCAGUAUCGACGCGCACGCCGAGGAAUGCUUCUUUGAGCGGGUCACCUCGGGCACCAAGAUGGGCCUCAUCUUCGAGGUGGCCGAGGGCGGCUUCCUGGACAUCGACGUGGAGAUUACAGGACCUGAUAAUAAAGGAAUUUAUAAAGGAGAUCGAGAGUCCAGUGGGAAAUACACAUUUGCUGCUCACAUGGAUGGAAUAUAUAAGUUUUGUUUUAGUAACAGGAUGUCCACCAUGACUCCAAAGAUAGUGAUGUUCACCAUUGAUAUUGGGGAGGCUCCAAAAGGACAAGACAUGGAAACAGAAGCUCACCAGAACAAGCUAGAAGAAAUGAUCAAUGAGCUAGCAGUGGCGAUGACAGCAGUAAAGCACGAACAGGAGUACAUGGAAGUCCGGGAGAGGAUACACAGAGCCAUCAAUGACAACACAAACAGCAGAGUGGUCCUUUGGUCCUUCUUUGAAGCUCUUGUUCUAGUUGCCAUGACAUUGGGACAGAUCUACUACCUGAAGAGAUUUUUUGAAGUCCGGAGGGUUGUUUAAAAAGCCUUUUUCUGAUGAUCCCAAACUCAUAAUUCACUGUUUACCAAACACCUUGGUCACAAUAAUGUCAUUAGUUUCUACAUUUUUAUUUUCUGAACUGUACAUUCACAGCUUCUGUUUCUUUGUGAUUAAUAGAUUUUGGGGGAAAAUACCUUUUUAGGAAAGUUAUAGUGAAAAUUUGACAUUUGAUUGGCAUAAUUUCUUAUUUGAAUGCUGCCUCCAUUAUACAAGUCCUUCCAGAACUCAAACACUGUAAAUGAAAUAUAGGAGUAUAGUCUUUAUUAUGUCUCUUUUUCCUUUUGUUUUUAUAAUAAAAUGCAGUUUGUUCAGGAAGUCAGUACAAAGCCUGAUAGUACUUUACUAAAAUGACUGCGUUCUUUGGAUUUCCUCAUCCUGUGGUUCAAAUCAUUAAAGAUUCAUUGUGUUGAGUCCUUAUAAGAAGCAACAGUCUGAAUCUUAACGUUUUCUACCCAUCCUAAUGACAGAGCUCUCUGACUGGAGUAUGAUACCAGGUUGGGUACUUUUAUACUUUGUUACCUUGUUUUUCCUUUAAAGGUAAGGCUUGCCCCAGUAUACAUUUUCCCCCAUAAAUUUUUACAUUGAACCUUAGGACUCAGUCACCUCCAUUUAAAUUGAAGACACAAGCAGCUAAUAACCAUUUUUUUUGGUUUGUGCCUAACCUUCUGAGAAGCCUCUGUUAAAGCCAGUACGCCGGGUGCUCCAGUGAACGGUAGCUCAUUUUCCUUCUACGCUGGCACAUCCACUCUUCCCACUCUUGGCACGUAGGAAGUGUGCAUUCACGGAAUUGGAAAAAUCUGGAUUUCUGAUACCAAAGGGUUAAAGCCUCUUGGAUUUCAUAGCAGUGAUAUACAGCCACUAUUUUAUUUUUGAUCAGUGGCCUUUGAGCCACUGACGAGGGCACUGAACAUCAGUGUCAGCACUAGGGUUUUUGUUUUUGUUUCUCUUGGAUUUUUUUUUUUUUUUGGCACAUGUGAAUUUUGUUUUGUAUAAAGUGAAAUGACUUUCUCUUGGUCUCUGAUGAUGGGUUUAAAAUUAAAGGAGCCUCUGGUUUUGGUGUGGGGAUGAUCCAGGAUUAUGUUGUGACUGAUGUAUAUUAGUUACUUGUACAUUUUUUUCGGAUCUUUGCAAGGGGAAAAUGAAAAGUAAUGACUUUUAUAUAAUUAAUUUAAAUUUGUUACAGGUUUUCAUGUUCAGGUUAAACAAUUUUUCAACCUUGGGUAAAAAUACUUGCAACAGUUUAUUGAUAAGGUGACUGUUUCACCUUAGGAUAACUGUUGCUUGCCAAUUUGUGUGUUUGUGUGAAAACACUUGAAAAUUGAAUUAAAAGAUGUAAAUUUAAAAUUGGUUGUAUAUCUAAUAUGCCCCAGGUUCAGUGAAUAAACAGUUCUUUUUAAAAACA
Molecule: messenger RNA, 2144 nt
Organism: Lemur catta (Ring-tailed lemur)
Lineage: Eukaryota; Metazoa; Chordata; Mammalia; Primates; Lemuridae
Gene: TMED2
Product: transmembrane p24 trafficking protein 2
Exons: 4
Coding region: 119-724 (201 amino acids)
Biological process (GO): endoplasmic reticulum to Golgi vesicle-mediated transport; Golgi organization; intracellular protein transport
Cellular component (GO): endoplasmic reticulum-Golgi intermediate compartment; Golgi apparatus; endoplasmic reticulum
Source: RefSeq, a predicted model, not a curated record